This is a messenger RNA of Ahaetulla prasina, 1785 nucleotides long. It is a transcript of the gene TMEM138, whose product is annotated as transmembrane protein 138. The transcript has 5 exons. The coding region runs from base 376 to 864 and encodes 162 amino acids. Gene Ontology annotation, cellular component: cilium. NCBI's taxonomy places the organism in Eukaryota, Metazoa, Chordata, Lepidosauria, Squamata, Colubridae. The record is from RefSeq and is a predicted model, not a curated record.
CUGAAGGAUCUAUGAUCUCUGCGGCCCCGGCUGCACUUCCGGGCCUGCUGGCUUCAGCGCCUCCUCCGAGCCGCUGCGCUAUCGCCAUGGGGACCGAUUGUGGCGGCGCAAAGUAACUGUCCUGCAUCUUUCCUCCUCGUCGGGGGCUGCCCCGGAGCAGCGACUGCGCUUCCUCCGGUUUCUCGUGUCUUAACAUGCGAUUCCCGAGAAAGUGUAAACUCCUAUGAGAGAUCUCGAAGCCUCCGGUUGAAAGGGGCUGUGGAGCACAGCAAAUCUGUCUCAAGGAAGAAGCUCACCUCUUUUGUAACAUGAGUAUAAGCUGGUUCUGCUGCCUGGAAUGCAGACGCUGAGAACCCAGCAUCUUAGGGAAGAAAGAUGCUCCAGACCAGCAAUUACAGCCUGGUGCUGUCUUUGCAAUUCCUCCUCUUGUCCUAUGAUCUCUUUGUCAACUCCUUCUCAGAAUUGCUUCGCAUGGCUCCUGUCAUCCAGCUUGUGCUUUUCAUCAUUCAAGAUAUUGCCAUCCUCUUCAAUGUCAUCAUCAUCUUUCUCAUGUUCUUCAACACUUUUGUUUUUCAAGCCGGCCUGGUCAAUCUUCUGUUUCACAAAUUUAAAGGAACUAUUGUCCUAUCAGCAGCAUAUCUGGCUUUGAGUAUAUCUUUUCACAUAUGGGUCAUGAACUGCCGCUGGGAAAAUUCAAACAUCUUUGUAUGGACUAAUGGGAUGCUGACUCUGUUUGUUUUCCAGAGAUUAGUGGCUGUGCUAUAUUACUAUUUCUACAAGAGAACAGCUGUUCAUCUGGGAGACCCAUGUUUCUAUCAAGACUCUGUAUGGUUACGGAAAGAGUUUGCUCAUGCCCGCAGUUGAGCACUACUUCUAAAUUAUAUGGAGCUGCUGGAAUGUUAAAGAGACCUCAAUCAGUAUCCUGAAGCAAGUUUUCUUCUCACUUUUUUAUAGUCUUGGUAUUAACUUUAUAGAAGAUUUAAUCCACAAUACUAUUCUUCUUUGGAGUCUUUAUCACUACAUAACUAUCAGGCUUCUACUUAUCCUCUCAGGUCUACCUUCUGCACUUUCAGGAGUUGGUUACAGUUUUUUUGAGGAAUAUAUGAAGUGCCAAAUUGGUUUGGCUGAGAACUUUCAAGUAGCAGUACUGCAGUUUAUUUUUGCAAAUAUUCCCUUAAGCGGUUUGCUGCCUCUAAUUAAAAGAUUCCCUUGUCUUUAUUAUGACCAAUGUGAUUAGUUCCAAACCUUCACAGUAGGCAAAUGUAUUCUCAUUGACUUUUUUUUCUUUUGUACUUAUUUUAUAAGUUAUGAGAAAAUAAACCUGCCAUUUUGCAAUAAUCAUAGUGUGAUGCAGGUUGCUGUUUUUUGUAUGAUCUAACAAUACUGGUAGUAACAGAGGGCUCGUGCAAAGUUAAGCUUUGGAGUAAUAUUCUAUGUGUAUAUAUUCAUUUUGUUGACCCUGAGUCAAACUUUAAUAUUGCAUUAUAAACAGAAUCAGAAAAAGAAGCAUAUUUAACUUGGUUAACUGAAUAUGCAAAGUCAUGAUUUAUUUAGCUUUAGUUAUUUGCAUAAUAUACUAAGCCAAAAAUAAAGUAUAUAUUAUUAUUUAUUAUUAUUAAAUACUAGUUCAACAAGUUCCAGAGUUGGGUAUAAUUCACAUUAAGAUAGCAAACCUUCUUACAUAUUAAAACAGAAAACCCAGCUUUAAAUUUUAGAAUUACAAUUUGGAAUCCUAUAGAGUGUUACUACUAGGAAUCCAAAUUAAAACAUCUUGGCACAUAACUG